Lathyrus oleraceus (garden pea) is the source of this 573-nucleotide messenger RNA. RefSeq lists its product as uncharacterized. The transcript has a single exon. Bases 1 to 573 code for a protein of 190 amino acids. NCBI's taxonomy places the organism in Eukaryota, Viridiplantae, Streptophyta, Magnoliopsida, Fabales, Fabaceae. The record is from RefSeq and is a predicted model, not a curated record.
AUGCAAAUUGUCAUAGAGUUUUCUAAGCUUAUGCAAAAUGAGUUUGAGAUGAGCCUAAUGAGGGAGUUGAAUUACUUCCUAGGUCUUCAAAUCAAGCAACUCGAUGAAGACACAUUUGUUUGUCAAACCAAGUAUUGCAAUGACUUGGUAAAGGGAUUUGGCAUGGAAGAUGCAAAAUCGAUUGACACUCCGAUGCCUACAAAUGGUAACUUGGAAAGGAAUGAAAAUAGUAAGGAUGUUGAUGUGAAAAAGUAUAAAGGUAUUAUUGGUUCUCUUCUAUAUCUCACUGCUUCUAGGUUGUAUAUUAUGUUUAGCAUUUGUUUGUGUGCCUGUUAUCAAUCGGCUCCUAAGGAAUCACAUUUAAAAGUCGUUAAACGUAUUCUUAGGUAUCUUCAUGGUACUUAUAAGUACGAACUUUGGUAUUCCAAGGGAAGUGAUUAUAAUUUGGUUAGUUAUACCGAUUCUGAUUUUUCCGGUUGCAAAUCAGAUAGGAAGAGUACUAGUGUAACUUGCAACAUGUUUUCAAAUUCCUUGAUUAAUUGGCAUAGUAAGAAACAUGUUUUCGUUGCUUAG